AAAUAUUUCUUUGCUGCCAACUUUCUAAAUAUUCAUAAUAUGGUAAUAAUAUCACAUAAAUUGAAUUGAAUUUAUUGUCUAACCACUUUGCUGUAUAAAUCGAAUUUAAUUUUUAUUAGUUCAUUAAAGUUUUGUAAAAUCAAUUAAACUGUAAUCAUGAGUAGAGCAUACAAUGUUCCCAGUGCUCACAAACAUCAAUAAACUCACGUGUAAGUAAAUAACGCGGAAUUUAUUCAGUAUUAUAAAUUGUAUAUCCAUCAUCAAGUCAAAUGGCAGCAAAAGUGGACCAGAAGGCCUAUUUACUAAAGUAUUUGAAUGGACCACCUGUUAAGAAGAAGAAAAAGAAAAAAGUGGUAAAAGGCAAAGGCUUCAAAAUAAUUGAUGAUGACAUUGAUUUGUCAAAACUCCAAACACUUGAAGUUGAUGAAUUAGAUGUGUAUGGCGAAGGCGAAGACGCUCCUCAAGUGGUGGGGAUCAUUGACGAAAGACCUGAUGAUGUUAAGAAAGCGGAGCAGUUCAAAACCAGUACCAAAUGGAAAAUAAUCAGUCAGGAUGAUGGUGUAAAUACAAAACUACAGAUUGAAGAAAUAAAGAAAGAUAUUAAAGAAGUUGAAGAGGACAAUGAACUACUUUUUGGUAAAAUGUACAGUGAUUCAGAAGAUGAAGAGAAAUCUGCAAAAGCUAACAAUGACAGUGACAGUGAUUUAAAUCCGCCAAGAAAAGGAAAUGCGUCACAGUCAACAAAGGCGUCAAAAGUCGAACGAAAUAAGGUUCAAUCUCAAAGAAAAGAGAAAAAGGAGAAUUCUGAUUCUGACUUAUCACCACCUAGAAGUAGUUCUAAGCGUCAUAACGAAAUUAAGAGAGAUCUUGAUCCACCAAGAAGAGGAGCUGAAAAUAAAUCUGAGAGAAAAGUUAGUAGAAAAUCUCGUUGGGACACUAAUGCCAGUGAACAAUCAAAUGAACAAACUAGUGGAAGGCAAAGGACUCAAGGUAAAACAUUUCCUGAGAGUAGGGCAUUAUAUCAACGUUUGUCAGAUUCUGACGAGUCUCCACCCAGAAAAACACAUAAAAAAUCGCGCAGGGAUUCCAGUUCAGAUACAUCUCUGCAAAGAAGAAAAAACGAAGCUCCUAAGAAAAGUAAAAGUAAAAAGUAUAAUCGAAAUAGAGCUUCAGGAAAUCAUAGAAAUGGUAGUGAUUCUGAUUUGUCUCCACCACGUAAAGAUAAGAGUAAACACAUUGAAAAUCCAUAUAAAUCAAGUAGCAUGAUGAAAGAAAGGAAGAGAGAGAAACGAAAAAAUGACAGUGAUUCUGACCAAUCUCCACCAAGAAGAAGCAGGACAGACAGGAAACCAGAUGGUAAAGACAGAAAAAGAUAUAAACAUAAAAGUUCCAGUGAUUCAGACUUAUCACCUCCUAGGAAAGACAAAACUAAAAGAAUCCACAGUCCAACAUCAAACAGAAACACAUCUAAUAAUGACAGAAAAAGAGAGAAAUAUAACAAUGCAAGUGAUUCCGGUUCACCUAGAAGAACAAAUAUAAGUGACAGUCCGCCUCCAUCAAACAAGAAAAUGGCUAAAACAUUGGAGGGAAAAUUGGCAGGACUUCAGAAUGCCGUACAAUUGAGGGAAGAAAAUGAGGCCUAUAGAAGAAGGGAAGCAGAGGCAUAUGGAAGAAUGACGGAUGAUGUCUCUGGAAGGAAUGCACAAGUUGUAUCAAGAAAAAAAAAGAGAGAAACAUCAGAAGAGAGGAAGAAACAACAUGAGAAGCAAGAGAGACAAAAGAUAUUGGAUGAGAAAUAUUCAAAAUGGAGUAGAGGUCUAAAACAAAUCGAGGCUCAUGAAGAAAGGAUACAGGAUUUCAAACACGAAGCUGCGAAACCAUUGGCUCGAUACAAGGACGAUAGAGAUUUGGAGGAUAAACUGAAAGAUGUAGAGAGAGAUGGAGAUCCCAUGCUAAAGUACAUCAGAGAGAGAAAAAUUGAGAGGGGAGAGUUGGGACCGCAAAAACCGAUGUACAAAGGUGAUUUUCCACCUAACCGAUUUAAUCUCAGACCUGGCUACCGCUGGGACGGCUUUGAUAGAUCGAACGGGUAUGAGAAGAAGUACUUCGAGAACCAGAGUAAGAAACGGGCACAGGCAGAGGAGGCUUAUAAAUGGAGUACUGAAGAUUUGUGAAUAAAUAAUACUUUUAAAAAUAUCAACAGCUAUUUACACAUUGUCAAAAUACAAGAAACAACUCGGAGCUAAUUAAAGAUAUUUUUAAGAGUAAGAAAAGGAAAAUUAUUAAGUACAAGUGUAAUAUCUAAUAAUAAGCACACUUAGUAUUUACAGGUUAUACUUUGUCUAUUUUAUUUUCCAUUUGACAGCUCACGCACAUAAAGUUUCGUAUUGCUUAGGAUAAAAUUUCAUACAAAUAAUAUUGUACUUCAUGGACGGGUACCGCCCACUUAGUGAUGUGCCACACAUAUCGAUCACUACGAUUGUAACACAGAUUACAAAUAAUCGGUAGAAGUAAAUGCUAAUAUGUAGAUAAGGUGUAAGAUUAUGUUAUUUAAUCAGGGAGAUAAAUUAAAAUAUUCACAUUAUUUAAAGUUUUACAUUUUUUCUUGAAAAUAAAUAAACUAAAAUAUU
Leptidea sinapis is the source of this 2630-nucleotide messenger RNA. RefSeq names its product BUD13 homolog. Bases 270 to 2174 code for a protein of 634 amino acids. Gene Ontology annotation, molecular function: RNA binding. Gene Ontology annotation, biological process: mRNA splicing, via spliceosome. The record is from RefSeq and is a predicted model, not a curated record. NCBI's taxonomy places the organism in Eukaryota, Metazoa, Arthropoda, Insecta, Lepidoptera, Pieridae. The transcript is spliced from 7 exons. Gene Ontology annotation, cellular component: RES complex; U2-type spliceosomal complex.